Dermacentor silvarum is the source of this 525-nucleotide messenger RNA. RefSeq names its product wiskott-Aldrich syndrome protein homolog. Lineage: Eukaryota; Metazoa; Arthropoda; Arachnida; Ixodida; Ixodidae. The record is from RefSeq and is a predicted model, not a curated record. The coding region runs from base 1 to 525 and encodes 174 amino acids. The transcript is spliced from 3 exons.
AUGCAUCGAGAGCAAGUGCCACUGCGAGACUUUCAAACCGCGUUCCGGUUUCACUCGAACGAGGCCGUCGAGAACCGAGGAUUCAUGCUCCGCGUGCGCCAGGUGGCCUGCGGGGACAACGGUGGCUCGCUGUUCGACCGUGGCUCAUCCCCGCCCCAAUACCCGCACCACCCAGCACUCGGAGCCGGGGCCCCGCCGCCGGCCGGCGGACAUCCCCUGGGUCCGGCCAUGUUCACGCCGUCCGGGGACCCAACCUUCUACCCGCCCUCUAGAGGACUUCCAGGCGGAGCGCCUCCGCCGGCUCUGGGACGUCCCGCGCUCAGCGGCGCUCCAUUGGGACCUCCCUCGUACCCGGUGCCUCCUCCGCUGUCACCUCCCGGCGGCGGGCCAGGCCGAGGCCAGUGCGACCGAGCCUUGAACGAGCCCUACUUCGAGCUUCGGAGUACAGACCUAGGCACGCGGGACCUUGACUGCAGGUGCGACGGCGAAAGCACAUGCUCCUUCCUAUACAUUCCCGGUGCUUAG